Lytechinus pictus (painted urchin) is the source of this 1893-nucleotide messenger RNA. RefSeq lists its product as uncharacterized. Gene Ontology annotation, cellular component: extracellular matrix. Gene Ontology annotation, molecular function: metalloendopeptidase inhibitor activity; protease binding. The transcript is spliced from 4 exons. Lineage: Eukaryota; Metazoa; Echinodermata; Echinoidea; Temnopleuroida; Toxopneustidae. The coding region runs from base 205 to 780 and encodes 191 amino acids. Gene Ontology annotation, biological process: negative regulation of endopeptidase activity; negative regulation of membrane protein ectodomain proteolysis. The record is from RefSeq and is a predicted model, not a curated record.
GUCACUGUUUGUAAUGAAAUAGAUAUGAUCACAUGCAUAUCAGUGAACACAGAGCAAUAUGCUUCAUUCUUUCAUAUACAUAGUUGUCUUUGUAUUGUGCAUAUAUUAUUGUUGAAGCACAAGAAAACAAGUAAUCACAAUUGGAACGGUUGAAAUUUGAAUUCAUCACUGGCAGGUUUUGGUAUCAAUCAUUCACUAAUCACAAUGCCACCCUUUUCUCUAGUGACAUUGGUCAUUACCACACUAUUGGUCCUAUCAUCCAAAGGAUGUACUGCUUGUAAAUGCAUUCAGAUAGCUGAUGAAUCCAAGAUAUGCCUCUCUGACUUUGCUAUCUCUGGCACUCUUCUAGAGACGAACUCAAUAGUUGGAACAAACUCAUCCCACGACGACCUGAUCGACUACCGUGUCUCCGUCGGUAAUGUACAUCGUAGUUCUCGAACACUUCCUUCUGAGAUGACCAUCCGUACAGAAACACAUACAUGUGGAUUCACCGACCUCCAGACCAACAGAACUUACUUCAUCGCUGGACAAAUUCAAGAUGGACUGUACAGAAUCAACCGUUGUUCAUCAGUGGUGGCUAAAUACGGUCCAGACAACGUCCCUUAUCGUUACUCUGAUGUAAAGGUCAAUGUCAAUGUCACAUGUCCCAUAGAGGAGGAGGAGGAGGAGAAUAAAGAAAAGGAAGAGGAUGAUGGUGACAACUCAGCUGUUCUUUCAACAUCUAAUUUUGGUCUUCUGACUUUCUUAGUUUUGUGUGCCGGGAUUUUGAAGAAAUUCUAGAUCGACCGUCAUGAUCAUCUUGAUAGGACCACAAAAAUCUAAUUAAUUGUUUUACUUUUAAUGUGUUUUCCCGAGGUAGCUGUAUAUCAGCAGUAGGGGAAGGGGUGUGAGUGCCCUUAUAUCUCUUCAAGUUGUGAAAAAAAAAGGAAAACAGGUGGAAAUAGAAUAAAGAAGAGGAUAUAAAAUAGGCUAGGUAACUUUGUGAUUGCAAAAUAAUAUGACGUCACAUAUAGGUCGGUUUGCCACCCUAUCAAUAAUCCUGGCCCUGUCUCGAGGUUUUAAUACAGUAUAAGAAUUGCCGAAUCAAAGACAAAUUAAUUAACAACCGUGAUAUGCCCUACAUUUUACUCCCGAGUCAUCGCAAUAUCUAUAUAUCAUGAUUGAUGAAUAUUAUCAUGCUGUGUAGGACACAGAUUCUGGCUGUUACCAAUGCAUUGUAUUGAAAUCUAUUUUAACAUUUACCAGGGUUUUUUUUAUUCGAAAUGUGAUCUUUUAAAAGACCAUCUAUGGCCAAACAAUGUAUUCUGAUUAAACACGCAAUUGAACCACACAAAAAGUUUGAGAAAAAUCAAAAUAUUAUGAUAAACGCUUCUCUCUCUAUUUGCCCCCUCCCCCCAAAAAAAUGUUUUGGGAUAUAAAGUAUAUAUAGGGCCUAAUCAAAGAAUGAAAGAAAUAAAUAAAAACUCAAAAUAUAGGUAAGUGCAUGUUUAGAGAGAAAAAGGGAAUGAAAAUUAUUUUGCCUAAAUUAAGAAAUCGGAAAUUUGUAUUUUUUAAAGAAUGUUUUAUUUUGUAAUACUGUACUUAUUUUACUUUAUAUCCACAAUGCUAUAUAGGCAUGGGUAUACCUGUUCGUCGAUUGUAGUCUCUCCUCUGGUGGUAGUACACUAUCCAUUAAAUUGAUUAUAAGUGUAUUUGGUUAUCUUAAUCCUACAAACUUAUAACAAACAUGCAACAUGCACCGACAUUAUAUCUGACUUAGCCUUGCAGUAAACAAUUGUGAUCGGAACAUUUAGAUUCAUCGUGGUAAACAAAGUGAAAAUUGUUCUUGUAAUAUCAUUUUUUUCAACAGGAGUUGUGAAAAAAAUCAAUUAAAUGGUUAAAAAAACUAUUGAU